CAGGCCAAGCAGCAGCACUCAGCAGCAGUAGUUGGAAUGGAACGUGAAAGUGUCUGGAACUAACAACAAAGGAACAAAUCUGGCAAGAAAAACGGGGAUCAGACUUGGAUUUCUGUCGGGGACAACAGGAACACGACGAGACUUGGCAAUUCGGACAGCGUUCUGGUAGUUGUGAAUGGUUGUGAGUUGUGACUAGGACGGCCCACCUGGUCUCGGCCACAUGUGCAAAUCAUCACCAGACCAGUCGUCAAACGAGAAAAGUGGACUGGACAAUUUAUAGUGGACUUGACAUCAUUGGAUUUGGACAGUCAACAUGGAUAUCUCGACCAGUGUGAGGGAUUGGUUGGAUCUCUUCACUCAUGAGUCAGUGAUGAACGCUCUGGUAAGAGAUAUAUUAUCAUCAUCUUCAACAAAAUCAUCAUCAUCAUCAUCUGUGGCAGAUAAACGCCUUACAUGCUUGAUUUUCAAUGAUUCUAUUUCUGGUUCGGUAAGAAACGAAAAACUCAAGCAAAUCAUAGAAUCAAUGAGGGACACUUAUAGUGACGCAUCACACAGAAGUGGCACUGGUGAUUCCAACCAUUCUUCAUUGUUGAUUAAUCAAGACUCGUCUACACCUAAGUCUUUGCUUCCAAACAACUCUGGAGCUGGGGAUGAAGUUGAAACCACUGAUGUCAAGUGCUUGAAGCAAGAUUCGUCUACACCUAAGUGUUUGCUUCCAAACAACUCUGGAGCUGGGGAUGAAGUUGAAACCACUGAUGUCAAGUGCUUGAAGAGUGAAUGUGAUGACUGUCAGAUCACCUCAUAUGGAAGUAUCUGGGCGUCCAAACUAGAUAUCAUCCAAAGUUCCAGAAAAUCAACAACAAACACCUCUGAUAGACCUCAAUCAGGUGAUGUUUUUCUCUCGAACGGAUUGAUCAAGCUAGUACAGGCUCUCAAGGACACCACAAUCACUUCUCUCAAUCUUAGUCGUAAUGGAAUAGAUUGUGAUUUGCUGAUUGAUUUAGCCCAAUACUUGCCCAGCACACAAAUCAAAUCACUUGAUUUGAGUAAAAAUAGUAUCGGCCUAAAAGGUUAUGAUUAUUUAGUUAAUAUUGUGGGAGAAACUCAAAUAUCUUCUCUGAAUAUGACUCGAAACUCUUUUUUAAAGGUAGUGACAGACAGGAAAUAUUCAGAAGAAAAUGAAAGCUUCAUUGAUGAAGAAUAUGAUGAACCAAUUCAUUGUAAUGGUGAGUGUAACUCCACUGACAGAGACCUAGAUGAAACUGUAGAAGAAGCUACUAGAUCAGUAAUUAAUAUGCUUGACUCCAAAAGUAUAGACCCAAGUUGUGUUUUACCACUUUUGAAAAACUCUAAGGUGGAACUCUUAGAUCUUUCUUUUUCUCGGAUAAAUCCUAAAAGCUUUGCAUCAUUUGCACCAUACUUGUUAGAUUCAAGUCUUACUAUCCUUGAUCUAUCAGACAAUGAAUUGGGCAACGAUGGUGUGAAGAUUCUAGCUUCAGUGCUGAAAAACACAAAAAUUCGGUCACUAAAUCUAAGUGCCAAUCAUAUAAACUGCGAUGGCUUGAAAGUAUUUGCUCCCUGUUUGGUGGAUUCUCAGAUUACUUCCUUGAAUCUAUCUAGGAAUCGAUUUGACUUUAAUGGUAUGAACAGUCUAGCUCUUGUUCUGCCAAACACGAAAAUAACCAUCCUUGAUCUGAGUAGUAGUUGUUUUGGUGAAAGAUGCUUUGAGAUGUUAUCGGCCUGUCUGGUUCACACAAAAAUAACUUUGCUCAGCUUUGCAGGAAGUCUUCCUAGAGAUUACAAUGAAAUUGAAUCUUUAGCUGUUGGCAUCAAAGAGUCACAAAUAAGCGGAAUCGACGUUGGUUACAAAUUUACAUCACCUGCAUUAUGUUCAACUGCUAUUGCUCAGCUACUCUCAAUAUGUGUGUUGAGUUCACAUCUAACUUCUAUAACUUUGAGUCACUGUAGAAUGAACUGCUCUGUUAUGGAGGAUUUAGUAAUUGCUGUUGAGAACUCAUAUAUUACAUCUAUAAAGUUUAUAAACAUUUCCAUGACCUGCGAAGUUAUAAAAAUAUUUGUAUCAUGUGUUGUCAAUUCAAAAAUUACUCAUUUGCGUUUGAGUAAUAGACCUAUACUAGACAUUGGUGCUGUGGAAUGUUUGGCACUUGCUCUAAAAAAUACACAGAUCUCAUGGCUCGACCUUAGUAACAAUGGGUUGGACUGUAAAAGUUUGAUGGUUUUGGCACCAUGUUUGGCAGAUACAAAACUGGAAUAUCUCAACCUAGAAAAUAAUAAAAUAGAUCAAAUAAUGGAAGAAAUGAUGGUAAGUGAUUAUGAUGAAGAGUAUGAUUCUGAUGAUGGAAUUGAUUAUCGCUCAAAUCUAGAGACAAAUGAUGUUGGUGUGAAAAGUCUGUCUCUAGCACUGAAAAACUCGCAAAUAACAAAUCUUAAUCUUGGCCAUAAUUACUUGACAUGCAAAAGCCUGAUGAAUCUCAUACUGAGUUUGCCGGAUACAAAAAUUACAACACUCAACCUGAGUGGUAAUGAAUUAUGUUGUAAUUUGUUUUAUUUGGCUGAUAUUUUGAAAAAUACUCAAAUUAGCUCACUAGAUCUUGGCAAUCAUAUAAAUAAUGUGAAUGUACUAAAAAAAUUUGAAAAGUCGAGUGAUGAUGCCUCACUUGACCUAUCAGAAAUGCGAUGCUCAUUCUUUUUUUAUUAUUUCUCAAGUGUAGAUCCGUGGCAGACAAUUUUCAAAAAUAUCACCUCCCUGAAUCUUAGUCAAAAUCAGAUUUCAUGUUGUGGAGAACUGAAAACACUUUGUCAGUGUCUAUCAGGGUCGCGAAUCGUUUCACUAGAUCUCAGUGACAACAGAAUCAAUUGUGACUGCGUUUAUUAUCUAGCUCGAAUACUGCAAUAUACACAAAUUUCUUCAUUAAAUCUCGCAAAUAAUAAAAUUUCUACUAAUGGUGUCAAGCAUAUGGCCCACCAACUUCCAAAAUCCCAGUUAACCAAAAUUGAUUUAUCACAUAACUUGAUCACAGAUGAUAGCAUUGAAUACCUAUCUAGAAAUCUUGUAAAUGCAAGUAUUGCUGAUCUCAAUCUAAGUGGAAAUCAGAUUGGACGUCAAUCUUUAUAUAAGUUGUGUGAAGGUGUUGCUGAAAUCAAUGUUCAAUUUGACUUCAUAAAAGAUGAUUCUUUUCAUCAUUUCAAUCUGUGCAAGUAUCCAGGUUGCAUUAUUGAAAUCUACCAAGCAACUCAUGUAACAGGAAUUGAUCAUGUGAUUGACUAUGUCUGCGAUAAAGCAGAAAUCACAAAAGUUUACAUCCACGCCUUUGGUGGUGUAGUUUAUUUUAAAUCUGAUGAUGGCACAUACACACCUCGCAAGGACACGUGUGAUUAUCGCUUCGACAUCGACAUCAAUGAAAUUGAAUUGAUAAAAGAUUCAAUGUUUCCAUUGUAUGCAUUCAAAAACAUUACAAAAUUGAAGUUGAAUGGAACACAAUUUAAUUUCAUGAAUCAUCUGAAAUCUCUUGAAAAUGGAGAAAAAAUCAUUGAACUAAGAAUUGAAAACAUACCGAACAUGAGCUUGGAUAAACUUGGAGACUUCCGUUUGAGCAACAUUAUGUAUCUUGAUCUGAGCAAUAACAAUCUGGGGGAUGUCAAAUUCGAAUGCCUUGCUGAGGCAUUAAAGUACAACUGCAUGAAUCAGAGCGACAAUGAUUAUAUGAUAUCUUUGGAUUUGAGCAAUAAUAAAUUGGGGGCAAGAAGUGCCCAAGUUCUUUCACAAGUUCUCCCAUUCAUACCAAAAUUAGCCUACAUCGAUCUGCAUGGCAACAAUAUCGGACAUUCAGGAUUCCAAUCUCUCAUGAAAGUAGUUGACAGAACUAACCUGUGUUGGCUUUCGUUGGGGGACAAUAAUAUCGAAGACCAGUUGCAGGAAGACGUUGAACUAUCCCCUUACAUUGUGCCUCGAAAAGGUGCUGAAAUACCAGUUGCAUUCCAAGUGAGGUACCUAUUCAGGCAGCUAGUGUCAUUGGACACAUCAAGUGGUGAACUGGAAUUCACAAUUCCCACAACCGUCUCGAACCCUCCUGUCAAUAUCACCCACUAUCCCAAGCUGCUCAAGAUCUAUUCCGAAUUCGAAAAAGAUGUCAAGUAUUUCAACGUUCAUGUUUAUGACAACUAUUACUUGAGUAGUAAGAAACAUGAUAGGCGGCUCCUGGAGAAAAUAGAAAAAUUCGGAAAUGAGAUUGAAAAUAGAUUUUUAUCGUUCAUUGACAGGAACGUGUUGAAAUUUCAACAGAUAUACGGCAGGGACAGCUUUGUUGUUCUUGUCAAGGAAUGUGAACGCCUUGAGUUGAACAAAUGUGUUGAAUCUCUAUUGAUCCAUCGAGUCAUGUAUUAUGUGGAUGAUGAUAAAGAGAUAUUGCAUCCAUUCGUUUAUAGAAUGAUGCACAAAUACAGUAUACCUCUAUAUUGUGAACAAAUCGAGCCAAACAAGAGGCAGCAAAUAAUUGCUUACUACCAGAAUCAUCAAGAAAUUGAAGAAGCUGAGACACUAAUUGACUUGUUAGCUUCUAUGUCCACCUAAUAAUGAUGAUCUUUUGCAUUGAAUCGCGUAGAAAUGUUAAGAUUUCGUGAGUUGAUAAAUUUGUAGACAUGACUAAAAUUAGUAUAAUUUCAGUUAUUAAACAUGUAUUAAUUUCAUGUUAUAUUGGCUGAAACUGAUUUUACUGAAUGAAACUGAAUUUUACAGCAACUUCACCAUUUUGUUGAAAAAUAUAAUUUCAAUAGCUAUUUCAGAAAUAGCUACAUUACUUGAAAGAUAUAGGCUACUGUUAGUUAUUAUUUUUCAAUUAUCACUAAACCUUAUUAGCCUACUAACAUGUUGAGUUUGAUAAUUUAAUAGUUUCAUGUUUUCUAUUUUUAUUGUUUCAAAACACCAUGUAUUAGUUCUCUAUUUAUAAUUUUCUUCAACUCAGAAAUAAUGAAUGUAAUUUGUUAAUUUGAACAUUUAAACAAAAAUUAUGUUAUUUGUUAACACCUAUGCCAAUUAUUGAUAAAAUGAAUACCUCCAUAUUUUUCAAUCAAUUCUGAUUUUUAUAUCGAAAAGAAAUGUUAGAGUUUUAAUGAUUUGGUAAAUUAAUUUGAGCUUGUAUAAUGUAUUGGCUAGAUUAAAUCUCCAGUCUGUUUAUUCAUAUUGAAUUAAUUUCUUAGUUCGAAAUCUUCAAAAAUAUCAGCUUAACAAUUUGUAUGUUACUGCUUCAACAUUUAAGGAAACGAUUGUUCCAAUAUUUAUACUUCGAAUGAGUGUUGAUUGCAACUGAAUAUUCGUUUCAUAUUCGCUUCUAUCUAUUUCAUCAUUAAAAGUAUUGUCAGUCAAAACAUGUUCAAAUUACUAUAUCUAUUUUAUAUAGCUUAAUGUAGUUUCAAUUUUCGUUUGAUGAGACCCCAUUUGAGUUUUGUUUUUCAAAUAAAUAUCUCAUGAAUGCUCUUAUGUAUUCAUUCACAAGAAUUGCAGAACAUUAACGAAACUCCAUUUACUCUGUAACUGAGCAACAUUAUACCGUACAAUUUUCACAGCAGUUGUAGUUGAGGAACAAAACAUUACCCAUACAUGUUAAGAUAACACCUGAUGUUAGGAUUGUUGAGAUUACAAUGAUUCACAAUAAGCUGAAUUGUCAUUUCUAAUUUAUAUAGUGUACCUGAAUUAGGAGGAAUUUACUCAAAAUUAUUUGAAUACUUCAAAAAUUUGUAUGUUUCUUUUAUAAAAAUCCAUUUGAACUUGAUGAUUAUUUUUUUAUAACUCAAUUGUUGUACUAAUUAUUCGAGUGUCAGGUUUUCAAUCUACUUCAAAUUUAUAAAUGAUAGAACAAAACAACUUGUAAAAUUCAAUUGGUUUUUGAUUAUUCAGGAUUUGCUGUGUUUAAUAAAAUUGUUAAUCAUAGAGGAAUCUGAACUGUUUCACAUGUUUAGAAAAUAUUUAAUCAAAUAUUGAGAGCGCUCUUUGAUAAGGAAUCACUUAUUCAAUUUAAUAUUUCAUUACUUUUAUAUAUAUUCGCCUAUAUAAGUAUAUUUUACAUUAUGAAUAUAAGUAUAUCAAUCUAUGAUUAUGUAAUCGGAAACCAAGUUAUUGUUUGAAGCAAACUUACUACAAGCUUCUGUAUCUCAUCAACAAAAAAAUAUUCACGUAGAAUGUCUGUUUAAGAACACAUUUUUCAGUAUUCUACUCAUUUAAAAUGUGUACUUUGGUUUAAUAAAUAUUGUAUUUGUGAAA
Molecule: messenger RNA, 6277 nt
Organism: Nilaparvata lugens (brown planthopper)
Lineage: Eukaryota; Metazoa; Arthropoda; Insecta; Hemiptera; Delphacidae
Exons: 4
Coding region: 314-4591 (1425 amino acids)
Molecular function (GO): protein binding
Source: RefSeq, a predicted model, not a curated record